Messenger RNA from Mytilus californianus (California mussel), 7051 nucleotides. RefSeq names its product metabotropic glutamate receptor-like. Gene Ontology annotation, cellular component: membrane. The coding region runs from base 286 to 3033 and encodes 915 amino acids. Gene Ontology annotation, molecular function: group II metabotropic glutamate receptor activity. Lineage: Eukaryota; Metazoa; Mollusca; Bivalvia; Mytilida; Mytilidae. Gene Ontology annotation, biological process: G protein-coupled glutamate receptor signaling pathway; regulation of synaptic transmission, glutamatergic. The record is from RefSeq and is a predicted model, not a curated record. The transcript has 5 exons.
UCCACAAUCUGAAAGACAACCUAUGUUCAAAUUGUGAAAGUAGAUAUAACGCACGCAAAAGUAGACUGGAUCGUCAGUCAAUAUAGACACAGGGAUCAAUAACACUGUUAUUCCACAGUGUUUACCUGGUUCUGAAUGAGCUCCGUCUAGGUUAAGAGAACAGGAUAAUGGUGUAGUAACAGUUUAUUGUUGAUGGGUUUAUAAGUCACAUUAUGGAGCUGAUUGAUAGCACUAAUGAUAUUUGUUGGGAUAUUACAAUAAUAACGCACCAGUAAUGGACGGAGGAUGGCGACAUCUUUCAUCGUACAACGCUCUGGCCGAGAACAUUGGAAAUUGAUACAGAUUACAGUGUUUUUUAACUGUAUUUGCAUACUACAUGGCACAGCUGUGACUCAAUCAGUACGAUCGGCAACGAUACCGGGGAGAUUUCUUUUUGGUGGACUUUUUCCUGUUCAUCAGAAGGGUGUAGACGGAACUUGUGGUGCGAUUAAUCCUGACCGUGGUAUUCAAAGGUUAGAAGCCAUGCUCUUUACUUUGGAUGAAAUAAAUUUAGAUCAAAACAUUCUUCCUGGAAUUCGAAUCGGAACCGAAAUAUUUGACACGUGUGCAAGGGAAACAAUUGCAUUAGAUAGAUCGUUGGAGUUUAUACGCGGAACUUUUACAUCUCUUGAUGCUUCCGACUUCCGGUGUGAAGAUGGAUCCCUUGCAAAGGCAAAUAAAACACCUAAAGCUAUAGCAGGUGUUAUCGGUGGUUCGUAUAGCUCUGUUUCUGAGCAAGUUGCGAAUUUAUUACGGUUAUUCAAAAUCCCACAAAUAAGUUAUGCAUCCACAAGUGCAAGAUUAAGUGAUAAAAAGCGUUAUGACUAUUUCAUUAGAACAGUCCCACCAGAUAAUUUUCAAGCCAAGGCUAUGGUUGACAUUGUGUCAAAGUUCAAUUGGACAUACGUAUCCACAGUGGCAUCAGAAGGAGAAUACGGAGUUUCCGGUAUUGAAGCAUUUGUAGAGGAAGCUAAUGCGAGGAAUAUUUGCAUUUCAGAGUCAAUCAAAAUAAAUUCCAAUGCUAAUAAGAAUUCGUAUAUUGAAGCAGUUCAAAAAUUAGCAGCCUCACCUGAAAAUGCCAAAGUUAUCAUCUUAUUCCUUAGACAGGAAGAUGCAAAAGGUAUUUUAAGAGCUGUUCAUGAGAAAAAUAUGUAUGGUCGGUUUUAUUGGAUAGCCGCUGACGGUUGGGGUCAGCAAACUGCUGCUGUGGCAGAUCAUGAAAGAGCGGCUGAAGGAGCAUUGACUUUAGAAUUACAAUCUACUUUUCUACCAGAAUUCGACAAGUACUUCUUUAAAUUAAACCCACAGGACAAUAAAAGAAAUCCUUGGUUUAGGGAAUACUGGGCAAAAGUUCAUAAGUGUAGUUGGCCUAAUGUUACCCAUCCUAUAACUAAUCCGUUGGCCAAGUUUUGCACUGGAAAAGAACAAUUGUCACUUUCUGUGUACAAGCAGGAGAGUAAAGUCCAAUUUAUUUAUAAUGCAGUGUAUGCAUUAGCAAUAGCCUUGCACAAUAUGUAUGCGGAUGUCUGUGGAAAUAGGACGGAGAAGGCAGAGUUGUGUGCUGAAAUGACAAAACUGAAUGGAGAAACACUAUUAAAGUUAUAUUUGUUAAACACAUCAUUUAUAGAUAAAUACGGCGCACUGGUAAAAUUCAACGAGAAAGGUGAUGCUUUAGGAAGAUACAAUAUCAUGAAUUAUCAACUUAAUAGAAAUACACGAUUAUAUGAGUACGUGUUAGUUGGAAACUGGUCUACUUCGCUGGAGCUUGAGACAGAAAAGAUCGUCUGGGCAGGCGGAACAAAAGAUAUCCCAUCGUCAAGGUGCAGCAGGCCAUGUGAAUACGACGAAUAUAAGCAUGUUGGAAAAAAUGGAAACUCGAAUCAGUGUUGUUGGAUGUGUAUCAAAUGUAAAGAAUAUCAAUAUUUAAAAGAUGAGUUUACUUGUAAAGAGUGUGGCUAUGGUGAAUGGCCGGAUCUGGAUAAAAAAGGUUGCCAUUCUCUCGCUGAGAAAUACAUGCAAUGGAAUACAAUUUACGCUAUAAUCCCAAUCGUUUUAGCAUGUGUGGGGCUAUUUUCAACAUGUACUGUUAUAGUCACGUUUUUCAAUUUUAGAGACACGCCCAUUGUAAUGGCGUCAGGACGCGAACUUAGUUAUAUGUUGUUGUCAGGUUGUAUUUUGUGUUAUUUAAUAACAUUCGUGUUGAUAGCAAAGCCUUCCACCUUUAUAUGUGGAAUUCAAAGAUUCGGUGUUGGCUUUGGUUUUUCUGUGAUGUAUUCCUCGCUACUGACGAAAACAAACAGAAUUUCUAGAAUUUUUGAUAGUGCUAGACGGUCUGCACGGAGACCGCCAUUUAUAAGUCCAAAAUCACAAAUUGUGAUAGCUAGUAUUCUCAUAUUUAUACAAGUAUUAUUCACUGCUAUCUGGUUAGUAUUAGAAAGACCAGGAACCAGAUUGUAUACUCCAAAUGAGCGAAGGGAUGAGGUUAUCCUGAAGUGUAGGACAGACGAUAUAUCAUUCCUCAUGUCAUUAGUGUAUAACAUGCUACUUAUUAUCAUAUGUACAUACUUUGCUAUUAAAACAAGAAAAAUCCCGGAGAAUUUCAACGAAUCCAAGUUCAUCGGAUUUGCCAUGUACACUACAUGUAUAAUUUGGUUAGCAUUCAUUCCGAUAUAUUUUGGAACUUUAAAUUCAUUCCAGAUCCAGAUAACAACAUUAAGUGUGUCUAUCAGUCUGAGCGCAACAGUCAUUCUAGUGUGUUUGUUUACGCCAAAAAUGUACAUUAUAGUCUUCCAUCCUGCCAAAAAUGUUCGAAAACUAACUAUGAAUUCAACAAGUACAAAGAAACCACAGUUAACUACUAGUUCUGUACUAAACAGUAACAAUUACGAUGGCAGUGCUGGAGAACGAAUAAAGUUAAGUGUAAAUUAUGAUGAAAGAUUUGGCGUGACUACAACAGAGAAGGAAGGCGAGACAGAAAAUCUUGAUAUGUUAUGAUAGCAGACUGGAUCUUUCUUACAAGACAAGUUGAUGACUGACACACAGACAAUUUGUUUUGUUAAACUCACGGACUAAAAAUCGAUCGAAUUCAGAAUAAACUCGCCUACAUUUAAUUUUUAUACAAAAGAAGUGUUAGACAAGCUUUAUUUCUCUGAAUUGAUAAACAUGUCUUUUUGUUAGUUAUAACCAUGUAUUUGGUACUUUAAUGUUUAAAUAAAUUCAAUUGCAAAAGCAGAAAAAAUAUGAAGUUUAGUAUUUACAUGUACAUGUAUCUCUUUUCCGUUUUAGGGAGACAAGUAGACUGGAAAAGAACACAAAAUUAUUUUUUUUCCUCGAGUAGCAAUACAAGUAAGAGCAAACGGCAAACAUAUCAUUCUGAAUUGAUAUUGUUCAAUGAUUUUGCUGCGCAGGUUUCAGUUUUAUCAUGAUUACAUCGAUGCGCAAUGACUCUUAAAUUCCCUUUUUAUCGAUUGUAAAGAAGUGACAACUGUAGGUAUUCUGUCUGGUACUAUGAUUUAAAAAGAUUUUGUCCAUAUAAAAAUAAGAAUAGAAACAUAUUUAUUUAGUUGAAGAGACACGGCUGACUUUUAACUGUUGUAUGUCAUUUUGAUGUCAUCUCAUCAAUAAUUUGUGCAUAUAGAGAGAGGGUUUCAAUAUAAAUAUGAGAUGUAAAUCUCAAGGGCAAUUAAUCACAGAUCGAAAUUAAAGUGUUACAAAUUUUUUUGUUUGCUUUAAUCAAAGAUAAUUAUGUCCCCAAUAUUUGUAAAAACAUGGCACAUAUUUAUUUGUAUCUUUAAGCAUCUGCCGAUAUAUAUGUUUUAGUUGUUUUUGUUUCGUUAUCUUCAUCUCGUGAUGUCGCCACAUUAAAUUUCAAUCAAUUAUUUAUUUAUUUUUCACGAUAUUAAUAAAAUUAUUUAUCUUUGAAUAUCAUCAUUUUAUUAUACAGUCAUUAUAAAUGAUAGAUUUUUUUAAAAUAAAACUAAUUUAUAUUGUAUAUUUAUAUUUAUAUAGCGUUUUUAGUACAGAAAUGUGAACUCAAUUUUACACAUGUAUAUGUUUAUUGAACAUCGUCUUGCCAAAACUUUUUUUUUGUAUUAAAUAGUAUAUUUUAGACAACUGAGUAGCUGACCGAUGUUUAAAUCUCACACGUCGAUUAAAAUUAAAGGGGCAUUAUAUAUACAUCUGUCAAAUUCAUGUUCACCGAUUUGACUCAAAUUCGACUUAUAACAUACUAAAACGCAUAUUCAAAUUAUAAAAAGUCUAAAAUAAACAAGCUACGGUGCAUACACUCGAUAGUAUAUAUCAGCAUUUCGUGUGCAUUUUAGUCUAGACGCCAUCUAAUUAACCAUUGAGGUGACCUCCGAAGACUGCCGAAGGUCAUAUAACCCGAUAUAAACGUAAACAUAGAUAUAAAUAGAUUGCGAACUCAUGCAAUCGGAUUUUUCUAGGUCUGUUUUAUUUCAUAUUAUAGGUUAAAAAUAUAUUAAUUAUCGUUUUUACCUGUAUAAGAAUGAGUUUUUCUAGAUCGAAUCAGUCAACCAAAUGGUUUACCCUUGUUUCACUUCCAAUGUUUACAUUCUUUUCCAUUUAAUAACUGAACACGCCUAGUUCAUGCGUAACCCCUCUCUAGCUCUAGGAAUCAAUUAAAGUUCACAUGAAUACGGAUUCAAUGAGGUAGAAUUAUUCACUGUCGAUGUUUCUUUGCUUAUUUUGAAAAAAACUGAACCAAAUAUUAUUUCACUAUUUCACUUUCAUUAAUGAUUGAACAAAAAAAAUCAUAUUUUAUUUUUUUUAUAUCUCGUAGCUAAUGCCCCGUUAAGACAAAUCUAGGUUAACAACAAAAACUGAUGGUAUAGCAUGGACGAGAGGAGCGAGACAUGGUGUGUCAACAGGGUAAGCGUCUCUUGCUUUGAUGCUUCAUCCACCAUGCGAAUCCGCACUCAAUCAAAAUGUCACGAUUGAGAAGGACAAACAUUGGUGAAUUACGGAUUAGGCGACUAUUCUGAUAUCUAAUUAAAGGGAUUUAAGACUGCAAAAACAAGUCGCUAGUGAGUUGUGGUAAAGAUAUAUUGUAUCGGUCAACCAAUUCGAGAUGGUGACCUUAAACUUGUGUAAUGUCGAUUUCAGUCAUUCUUACUCACACUCUGUUGGAGCACUAUUGUGUAAGGAGCAUAUAUAGUGGUUCUUUUUACCAAGAUUUUGUAGUUUUUUUUUGUGAUCAUUAUCAUCAUUAUGAUUAACCAAAGACUACAUGGUGGGUAUCUUUUCCGUUAAAGAAUGAUAAGAAUGCAUGCCUGACAAAUUUUUAUAUGUAUUUGAGAAUCUAUCGGCUGAUAUUGCUUUUAAGAGGGGAAAUAAGUUGAAAACCAUUUCAUGAACUGUUGAUUGGACGCAUUGUGGUUUACCAGUGUACGCCGUAACACAACUGACAUUACUGGUUCCCUAUUGCAUGUAUGUUGCUUGGACGUAUUGGGGUAUACAAGUGUACGCCGGAGCACGUCUGACAUUACUGGUCCUCCAUUACAUGUCUGUUGACUGGACGUAUUGUGGUUUACCAAUGUAUGCCGGAUCACGACUGACAUGUCCUCCAUUGCAUAUCUGUUGGUAGGACAUAUUGUUAUAUACGCCGUAACACGACUGACAUUACUGAACCGUCUGCUGCAAUACAUUAUUUGUUUUUGUUUUUUCGGUGUUUUUUGUUGUUGAAUGUUCAAUAUACGAUUGUCCUGUCGAUUCGUUGCAAUCUUUAGAAUAUUUUUUCAACACCAUAAUUUGAAAUUUGGUUGAUGUCAAUAAUGCUGAUUGGCUUUUUGGCAUAAAUAUUGAAUACUGUAAACAUUUAAGGAUCAAUUAACCGUUUAAGUUUGUUCUUCUAGAAACAUAGAUAAAGCAUUUAAAAUUCUGUACAUACAUUUUACUUUUCAUAUACAGAUUCAGCAUACAUAUGUUUAAAAAAACUAUGUAUUAAAAAAUUAGGGGACCCAAAGUUACCGUCUUCCGGAUAUAUACGGCAUUUAAAAUGUUCUACUGCAAUGAUUCGUAAUUCUAGAUAAAAGUCUGAUCAUCUCCUUUUCACAGUCUAGAGUUACGCGCACAAGAAAAACCUUAAUCAUUAAAAAAAAAAACAUUUCUCAUUUUAAUACUAGUUUGUUCAACCUUUCCGUCAUUACUUUAUAUCUAAUCACUACUUUCUUUUUUCUCAUAAAUCAUGAAUUGAUUCAACUUUCAAAUGAAGUUGUGAAUCAAUAUACUCUAAAAGGUUGCUAGGAGCAUUCAAUUUUUUUGCUAUUUCUCACUUUGAUACACGAUGACUAGCUUUAAUGUUUUUACUGAAAUACAAGUAUCGAAGUGAUUAAGCUGAAAUUUGUUUUGAACGAUACUUUUUGCAAUAUUGUCCUUGAUAUCUUCUCUCUUAUUUAUAUGUUUACUCCCAACAUCAUUCGUAGAAUACUGAUUUUAGUGUGAAGGAGCGUGAACAUGAGACCAACCCAGAUGCUUUGUUGUAUGACCAAACGGAACCAUUUCAUUAUUUGUGCGUUGUGGUUUUGUCGUACAAAAUGUACUUUUUGUUUUGUUUGUGUAUAAUCAGUGUAAACAAUUUACAAGUUUGUACAAAAUAUCCAUUCGCCCCUCCAAUCGAAGAAAGCAUUUAACGGUUAUAUGUGCAAUCAACUGUUAUAUUUGUGGUUACACAUUUAAAGAAAAUGAAAGAAAGAAUUAAAAUGAGUUAAACUUAUGUGUGGCGAACAGAAGAUUGUGUACAAGAUGUAAACAAAUGUAAAAGUAAGCUUAAAGCUUUAAUUUUGUACAUUAAAGAAAACAAGGCCUGUAGCUAAAUGGUUUGUGUGUUUACUUAAGUGUAAAAAUCCCACACCUUAAUGUAUCUUGUCCGAAUGUUUAUGCUUUGUAUAUAUAUACAAUGAAUAUAAUAGUUGUAAAAUGUUUGUCAUAAUAUCAAAUCAUCUACUGUACAUUUGUAACAUAUAAUUAUACAAUAAAAAUAUGCUGUAAUUAA